This is a messenger RNA of Gloeophyllum trabeum ATCC 11539, 414 nucleotides long. RefSeq lists its product as uncharacterized. The coding region runs from base 1 to 414 and encodes 137 amino acids. The record is from RefSeq and is a predicted model, not a curated record. The transcript is spliced from 3 exons. Lineage: Eukaryota; Fungi; Basidiomycota; Agaricomycetes; Gloeophyllales; Gloeophyllaceae.
AUGCCCGCCUCGCGGAUCGACGUCGUGCCAUCCUUCUGGACCUGGCCCGGAGCCGUACAAAUGCAGCAAGACCGCUGGCAGCACACCCGCCUCCCCUCGCGCCCUCCCGACAUUGGAACCCAGAACGCCGUCGCGUUCUCGGUUUCGAUGUCACUCCCGACUCUCCUUGACCCCAGGAAACGAACGAUAACGGCGUCGCGCAAAUGGGCGCCGCCGUUCUCGUUUUAUUUCCCCAUCCCGGCCCCGGAUCGCCCCGAAACAACCCGGGAUCAACAUCCCCCGUCCCCUCAACCCUUCGAGAAGCGUGUCCGGCCGCCGCACCCUGUCCCGACCGCUGGUGCCGCCGCCGUCGCCGCUGUCACCCUCCCCGACGGACCCCCUCGCGGCGACAUCAAAUCGUGCCGCGCCGCUUGA